AAGGCAUUAUCAAAAUUUUACGUUUAAUUCUUGUCCCGUUCAGAAAGAGGCAACUCCAAAAUGUCUUCGGUGCUGCAUCUACUUGGUUUUCUGUGGCUUCCUUUGCUGGUUUACAGUGACUCCAAUGAUAUAGGGGGAUUGCAGAAAUGUACAGAGCUUCUAAACACGCAAAAGUUGGUCUACUGUUGCGGAAAGUCCUUUCUUGAUAAGUUCCUAUUCGUUGGCAGCAAUUGCACACCGUAUUGGGAUGACUAUGGUCCUUGCCGCUAUGAAUGUCUGUAUAGGCACUGGGAACUACUGGAUCAGUAUAACCAGAUCAAGAAACCGGAGCUCUACAUGAUGAUCACAAGCCUGUACAGUCCCUUGAAUGGUUACGAUAAAUACGGAGCCGCUCUGAAGGCAGCCCACGAGACUUGCGAAGCCCUGGGCUCAAGGCACGCUGACUUUUUGCUGCUGUACUCCAACCAGGUGUCGGAUAGGAUGGGCAUGGCUUCCUCCACCUGUUUGCCAUACGCCAUGCUCCAUGCCCAGUGUACCACGGUGUACCUAACCGCGAACUGCCCCCUUGAAAACUGGAUGGAGGAUUCCACGUGCAACAGUCUCCAGAAACUGUUGUCCAGUUGCACAAAGAAACUGGACGAAAAAACGAACGUACUAAAGGGAAAAGAGGAUGGACUACCGGACAAAGGCUGUAGGCCUAUAGGUUCAGAGGGACUCCAUCUGCUCCUGGCCAGUUUUCUAACCCUGAUGGUCUCAAUGCUCUUAUCGGCUUAGUAACUGGGGAUCUGUGUACUAGGGAUUACCUAUAUGUAUCUGUCUGGUUUUCCAGUUCUACAACGCUAAAACGAUUGCAUUUAAGCUGAUGAGCUAGUUUAAUGGCAAUUGUCUGGCUUAAGCCGAGCCCCCGAUCGAACAUAAUGUUGGACUUUGAGCCGCUAUAAGUCCACUACAAUGACUGCACAUUUUCGCUCACAAGACCGUCACCGGAAAGAGUUUUAGCUGU
Messenger RNA from Drosophila erecta, 1003 nucleotides. RefSeq lists its product as uncharacterized. Lineage: Eukaryota; Metazoa; Arthropoda; Insecta; Diptera; Drosophilidae. The coding region runs from base 61 to 774 and encodes 237 amino acids. The record is from RefSeq and is a predicted model, not a curated record. The transcript has 2 exons.